This is a messenger RNA of Oppia nitens, 1110 nucleotides long. RefSeq lists its product as uncharacterized. The record is from RefSeq and is a predicted model, not a curated record. The transcript is spliced from 4 exons. NCBI's taxonomy places the organism in Eukaryota, Metazoa, Arthropoda, Arachnida, Sarcoptiformes, Oppiidae. Bases 531 to 1046 code for a protein of 171 amino acids.
AUUAAGUUAAAAACUUUUAAAAACUGUCUUUUACUAUGAAAUUGUAUGAUUGAAUUGAAAUCCCAACCACACCCUAAUCUAUUCUAAGGCAAUGAUGCCAUAGGAAAGCCUAACCAAAAACAGAACAGUUAGUUGCAGUAGUUGUGGUAAAGUCGGUGGCAAAGAGCAAACUCCGAGAGAAAGAGAGAAACAUAGAGAGAGAUAGAGACUAUGGUUGUGGUCUAAAAAAAGUCGCACUAUUUUUAUGUAAAACCAACUAAAAUAGGACUCUUAUGUGACUCUCUAUAGUUGUAAUUGGAUUACAUAAUCAACUAAUUGUUUUUUUCACAGUCUGUCAGUUAUAUCUUUCAUUUGAAAUCAGUUAUCAAUUGUAUUAUUGUUGUAUUAGUUGUUUCUUUUAAAUCUAACCAUUAUUAUUAUUAUUAUUAUUAUUAUCUUUCUAUUUGUCUCUCUAUCAACUAUUUUCUUUAAUCUAACAAACAGUUGUUUACCAAUCAUUUGACAGCUGAUAAUUGAUUAGUUCAGCCACUAUGCCCGCAACAGCGACAGUUCAGGUCAGACAAACCACAACAACGACCACUUCAAGAGCCUCUGUCUUAGUGAUCAACUCGGGAUAUGUGACCUCAAAACUAGGAUUACUUAAACUCAUACUUUUGAUCUUGUCAUUGAUAUGUUUCAUAUUGUUAUUAUUGGAGGCGUCCCACUCUUAUGAUCGUUAUUGGUAUCAUGGCUAUUAUUAUCCACCAUCGGAUCAAUUUCUGAUUUUGGUCUGUUUUGCCAAUUGGUAUACCAUAACAUUAAUGUUAAUUGCGGCUUUACUAUCACUGGGAACUGCUAGUAUAUUACCUAAAACAAGUUUUGAUUUUAUAUUUCACUUCAUUGGAUGUGUACUCUUCCUUAUCGGUGGACUUUGGGUGGCUGUGGGUGCCUUCAAACAUGACAACCGCAGCGUUAAGAUACAGACCGCUUGUAUAAUUGCACUCAUUUGCGGAAUCAUUCAUUUAGUUCACGGAGUUUUCUCCUACAGACUGUGUAUUACAAACUGAUAAAAAUUAAUUAAACAGUACUUUCAACACACUAUUAUUUAAGCAUUUUUAUUAGUAAUUAUUA